GGCCCCUCCAAAAUGAUCUGCUGGAUCCACUCCUGCAUUUGUAUCCGCGCACGUUUUCUAGAGUUCCAGAAUACCUUCCCCAGCCUUUUACAAUAAUACUUGGUUAAAUAAUGAAUAAAACCUAGGUAGCACCAUUCGAAAUCCAGCCAUUUUCACUUCUGAAUAAUAGAAAAUAUUUGCAUCGGUAAAUGUGCUUCCAUGGUGGAAAUAGCACCAUAAAUAUUUCCACCAUGCGUGGAUCGUGAUUGAAUUGCCUGACAGUAGCUGAAAACCUGUCGCUUUAUCUGCGUGCAUACGAGCAGAGAACCGCGACGAACCGGCCUUGCGUUGCGUGGGAGAUCGCCGUCGAACCGUGUGUUGUGCUGCCUCAUAAUAGCGUUUUUGAUACCUUCAUAUCUGACAAUCAGCUGAUUGACAAUGGGCUCGGACGGGAGCGGCAGCAGCACAAGUGCAACAAGAUAUUCUGAAAUACUUGGGACCGCAAGAAAAGCAUUUCUGCAAGGAAAACCAAAGUCUGUAGAAUUUCGGAAGAAACAACUUAGGCAAUUACACAAAUUAUAUGAAGAAAAUGAAGAUGCUCUGGUGGCAGCUCUUGCCACAGAUUUACGAAAGCUAAAAGCUGAUAAGAGGUUACCAAGAGGUACUGCUACUAUUCUGAAGUUGAUUUUAAUAGUUCAAAUACUGUCAGCUGGUGAAUAUUUGGUAGAAUCUGUAAUGAGUAUUACAGAACUACGAAACGUAAAAUUCCAUCUGAAGUAUCUGCUGCAAACUGCUAAAGUUUUGGCUGAUUUAAUUCCUAAAUACUUGGACAAGGAAUGUUACCAUGUUGUUCUUGGAGGAGUGCCUGAAACCACAGAGUUGCUGAAAGAGAGAUUUGAUUACAUUUUUUACACUGGGUCAACUGCAGUUGGUAAAAUUGUUCGAGCGGCUGCCAAUGAAUAUUUGACUCCUGUUACUCUAGAGCUUGGUGGCAAAAGUCCUGUCUUUAUUGAUGAUACUGUUGAUAUGGAAAUAGCAACUCGUCGAAUUCUCUGGGGAAAAUGCGUGAAUGCUGGACAAACUUGUGUUGCACCUGAUUAUAUUUUGUGCACCAAAGAAGUUCAAGACAAAUUUGUAGAAAAUGCUAAGAAGGUGUUGAGAAAAUGGUAUGGUGACAACUGGAAAAAUUCCCCGGAUUUAUGUCGCAUUGUGAAUGACAGGCAUUUCCAACGUGUUAUAAAACUCAUUAAGAGUGGUAAAGUAGCUGUUGGAGGAGAUUCUGAUGCUUCUGAAAAAUAUAUUAGUCCUACAAUAUUAAUUGAUGUGAAAGGCACUGAUCCAGUAAUGGCAGAAGAAAUAUUUGGACCAAUACUUCCUAUUAUUAAUAUUCGUUCUGCAUCAGAAGCUGCAAGUUUCAUUACUAGCAGAGAGAAACCACUUGCGUUUUACAUAUUCACUGAAAAUUCUGCCACAAGAAAAUAUUUGUUAGAAAAUGUGUCCUCAGGAGGAGUUUGCUGUAAUGAUACUAUCCUACAUUUAUCUGUUGAGACACUACCAUUUGGUGGAGUAGGUUACAGUGGUAUGGGAGCCUACAACGGCAAAUACACCUUUGAUACAUUUACCCACACAAAAGGUUGCUUGGCAAGAAGUAUGAACCCAUUGGGUGAAAAAUUAGCAGCGGGCCGAUAUCCUCCAUACACUGAAAAAAAAACUAAAUCUUUGGUGUCUUUUAUGAAGAAACGAAAGGGAUUGAGUUUCCACUAUUUCCCACAUAUCUUGAUGUUUACUUUGGGUGUUCUUUCCUCCUUUGCCUUCCGAUCACUUGCAAAGAAACAGCCUGGAAAAAUCCUCAAUUUGGUUUUAAAUUUUCCAUUGAAAAAAUAUUUUUAAAAGAUAAGUUUUGUAAGCAUAUAUAAAAUGUUAGCAAAGGAAGGCUUUGGUUCUCUAAAUGUACUUUUGUUGUAAGCAAAAGGAUACCUAAGGAAUGCUUACAUACAAUCAUAAUGUUGACCAAAGAAUGGUGACAGCAGAAAAGAAAUGGUGGGCUAGACUGAUUGAUGAAGACUGAUCGCCUGAUUGAACAUUGUGCUUUGUUCUUUUGUCUUCACUUGUCCAGUUUUUGCAAAAUUUGUGUUUCUGCAUUUCUCAAUUUCAUUUUGUUCUGGUGUGACAUAUACUAUGAACUCUUAUUAUAUUGGGUUAACUCCCACAAAGCAUUUAUAAUUGAAAAAAUUAUUGUGGUUGGUGGGCUUAAGAUAGUAUUGGGAUUGUGACUCAAUUUAAUCCUGUUUUCUUUGAUGUCUCUGGCACCUAAAAUUUAGGGAGACACCAGAGGAUGUGAUUUAAAUGCUGAAGCUAAACCUCGUGCAAAAGAACCAUUAUGGCAAAUGUGCCAUUCAAGAAGUCUCAGAGGCUUCUCCCACACUGCAGCAGCUGUGAUUUCCCCUCUCUGCAGUAAGGAGGUGCAGAGGUGACUGCAAAAUCACAGUGAUCGCACUGACUGUCGCUUGUCAUUGCUGUCCUCAUUGACAGAGAAGGAACUCUCACUGCCAGGAGUGUCCAAAGAAAUUGUGAAUUCAUCAAUGUGUUGUCCAUUAUAUUAUCUUAUUACUUUAUCCUUCUUCAAGACACAGCUUAUUUUUUGUUGAUUGUUUGGACAAUCCCUACUGAAGAAACACAUAAGCUGCCUGUUAGCUGAUCUUUCUCACUCAUCAGUUUCUUAUCACCAGACUUGCAGUGUUGAAUUACUGUGCGGCCCACAGACAGACCAGAGAAAGACAGAGAGAGAGAGCUAUGUUGUGCAAAGAGCGCAGGCAUAUGGAGAAGCAUUUGUAGCUUUGGAAGGGGAGGCCACGUUGAGGCAUGCACAGUGGAAGGUUUUUUGAUGCAGGUUGAGCUAAAGAGCCUCUGCAGAGGUUUAAUGUAAUUAAUGUUUUGUUAUUAAAUUAUUAAAGUUAACAAGCUACACACGAGGAAUAAAAGAAAAGUCAAGUUAUAUUGCAUCUAAAUGUGUUGUCACUUCUGUGCUACGCUGUCUUUAAGUCAUACAUUUGCAGUUUCCAAUGGAAGCUAAAAAUCUAUUCACAUUGGUAAUGUGUUUAUGUCUGCUUCCAAGCAUACUGCUAAGUAGAUCAGCCUAGUUAAAACAUUAAAUAAAAGGAUGGAUGUACUUGAAAUAAUUUGAGUGAACAUGACCCCUUUCCACAGACACCUGUGAACAUUGCCCUUUUUUUUCACUUUCUUGUAUACAUACAUAUACUGAGUACUAUGUUACAUACAGUAAGUUAUGUAAUGCUGCGGAAAAUCGAUUUCAACACAAAUACAAGUUUUGGGGUCCCCUUAUACUGAAAUAAUGUUGUUUUUUCAAAAUGUCUUUCCAUCUGUGACUAGUGUGUAAACUACGCAUAGGAUUUAUUUCCACUGUGAAUCUGUCUGACUUAAAGUUCUGCUAAUUUGAAAAACAUUCUUAAUGGGGGUACUUCAUAUAAAGUAGUUUUCAAAUUUUUUCAUUAAAAGCUCCAAAUAUUUUCUUUCAAUUUCUUCUAAGAAUGGAGUGAAAUUUUCUCCAUUUCCCCCAAAACAACUUCAAAUUUUUCAAUGAAAAUAUUCAUUUAAGACCAUUUUCCAUAAGAUCACUCUUCUGUAAUAUUCUUGAAGUCAUAUUUCUAUUUUACAGUUUAGAGGAUCCAAAAAUGAACAAAAUUGAACAAAUGUCCUUCAGGCAUCAAUAGAUAGCAGCUUAGAGGAUGUUGGAACAAAGCUGAAAAGGUAGCGAGGACUAAGGAGAUAAGGAAACCAACUAGUGCAAUAAUGUCUGUGCCAUUCUAAAGCACAACUAGAUAUGAAAUGGUUUUGGUGAGUGACACUAAACUACACACUACUUCUAAUAUUUGUCUGCUGUCACCAUGUUUUAGUUAACACGUAGAAAUUUUAAGUGCCUUUUAUUCAGAUGUUUGUAAGAUAUUUACUGGCAUAUUUUUCUAUAUAUCUUUAUAAAUGAAAACUAGCACUUCAACAUGGUUUCUUUUUGACACAAUUUAUGUUACUAAGAAUAAAGGUUUGUGAUGUGUAAGGGAUAAUUUUGCUUGUUACUAUUUAAAAUUUUUAUUAUUAUUAUCAACAACAGCAGCAACAAAAAUGUGUUCAGUAAAAAAGUAUUUACAGAAAACAGAUUAUAAACAAAAAAAAGGUAACCUGUUUUCAAAACACAUUGCUUCAUUGGUGCAAGGUCAAGGUUUUAUUGAAGUUAUUGUUGUUAUUAUUAUUGUAAGCCAAUGUAAAUAUACUUGUAUUUUUUUAAUGUUCUAAAGAAGAUAAAUCAGAAGUUACUUAUAAAAAUGAAAAUGUUCAUGUUUUCUUUUGUUUAAUACAAUACCAGGUUUUUGCUUGCGUGAAGUAUUUCCUAGUAUAACUCCCAAGU
Molecule: messenger RNA, 4399 nt
Organism: Gryllus bimaculatus (two-spotted cricket)
Lineage: Eukaryota; Metazoa; Arthropoda; Insecta; Orthoptera; Gryllidae
Source: the annotation of a GenBank genome assembly